Messenger RNA from Penicillium salamii, 1974 nucleotides. The record is from the annotation of a GenBank genome assembly. NCBI's taxonomy places the organism in Eukaryota, Fungi, Ascomycota, Eurotiomycetes, Eurotiales, Aspergillaceae.
AUGGCAGGAUCAGUCUUAGGAAAGCGCAAUCGUGUUGAAUCAGAAGCCUUGCCGGUACGCACCGCGAGCAAGCGCCGGACAGUCGCGCCCCGGACAAAGAAAGAAAAGGAAGCUGCGCCGGUCACAUUACGGCGGACAAGGUCUACCGUGCAAAAAGCACGCGAGCAAUCCCAACACGAUCAAGAGAAUGGCGACAAGAAAAAUGUUUCGGAGGAUGAGGGGCAGGUGGAGGUUGUCUCCUCCAAGAACACCCUGCGCGAGGACCAAUUCAAAUCCCCCGUGAAAGUCAAAUCGCAUUUCCGCGCCUCGAAGCAAGUUGAAGUGAAGCCAGAAAAGCUGGAAGAUGUACCGGAAGUCGCGGAGGAUGUGAAACCAGUCGAGUUCAAGACCCCUUCGAAAUCACGAUUCCGAGAUGCGUUGCCGCAGUCGCCCAUGACCCCGAGACAUCGAGUACAGGUUGGAGCAAAGGCGAUAACCCCACGUACCCCUCGCCAUGCAGAUCUUCCCCCGACACCUCGUCAGAGUGCGACUCCGACCAUUUCCCACUCUGUCUACUCGCAGGCCAGACAGCUCUUUGCUCGAGGCGCCAGCUCUGGUCGACUAGUUGGGCGGGAUGCGGAGCGUGAGAAGCUGACUUCAUUCCUGACGAACGGUCUCGAGUCUCGGAACGGAGGAUGUCUCUACAUCAGUGGCCCCCCUGGCACUGGCAAAAGCGCCAUGGUCCAGGAGGUAUGCAAGGAUCUCGACCUUUCCAAUGUGAGGGUCUCACAUGUAAACUGUGCAAGCAUGCGAGUAUCUCGUGAUGUUUACAGCCGACUUGUGCAAGAUUUUAGCGCAGAUACAGACAUGUUCAAGAAAAGCGAAGCCGAUCGCUUGAAGGCAAUGUUCAUUCCUUCUAAGAACGCCGAGGAUCUAUUCCUUGUCACACUGGAUGAGAUUGAUCACCUGUUGAACGGUGACUCUGGGGUUUUACAAUCACUGUUCGAGUGGUCUCUACAGAGCAAAUCGAAGCUCAUGCUGAUUGGCAUUGCUAACGCCCUUGAUUUGACCGAUCGGUCGCUCCCACAGCUCAAGGCGAAGAACUUGAAGCCUCUCCUGCUGCCGUUUUUGCCGUACAGUGCAGCAUCUAUCGCAGAUGUGAUGACGAACCGUCUCCGAUCGUUGCUCCCUGCUGGCUCGGAGGCGGAUCCCAAGCUUGUGCCAUUUGUUCAACCAGCUGCCAUUCAGCUUUGCUCAAAGAAGGUUGCCUCGCAGACAGGCGAUCUUCGCAAGGCAUUUGAGUUGAUCAAGCGUGCAAUUGAUGUUAUUGAGCAAGAGACUUGGCAAAAGCUUGAGAAGCAAGCCAGUGAGAACGUAGCGAUUCUCAGUGAGAACACCAACCUGUCCUCGCCCACCAAAGGAGCCAGCAUUCCGAAGCCCGCAUCAAUGUCUAGCUACACGGUCAUCACCGCACCCCGAGCCAGUAUCGCGCAUAUUGCUCGAAUCACAUCUGCAGCUUUCGGUCAAGGCACUGUCCAGAGACUGCAAAGUCUCAAUCUUCAGCAGAAGGCCGCCAUCUGUGCGCUGAUCGCGCUUGAACGAAAGCGUCGUCAUCUGGAAGUCCCAAGCACUCCUUCAAAGUCACGGGCUUCGGCACCUACCAUCAAACAAGCAUUUGAUACAUACUGUGCCCUGUGCCGCAAUGAUAACAUUCUCCAUCCUCUGACCUCCACCGAGUUCAAGGAUGUAUUGAGCAACCUUGAGACAAUGGGCUUGGUUGGAGAGUAUCAAGGCCGUGGCCGAGGUGGGACUGUUGCAGGUGGCUCAGAUCUGCGUCGCACGCCUUCGAAGUCUGGCAACAUGCCAGGUACACCACACAAGGCACUUGACGAACAGGGUCUUCUAUGUUUUGUGUCCCAGCAAGAAAUCGAAAGUCAAAUUGCUGGCCCCGGGGAGGGCAUUCUUCGGCGUCUUCUUCGGGGCGAGGGACUUUGA